UGGGAGUAAAUUGCAACCUAUUGUUUGAAGAAACCCAUAAUCACAUAUUCCCAAGAAUCUUCUCCUUCAAUCACAAAUUCCACACUAUAUUCUCGCUUCCUCUACUUUGCUUCCUUUCAACUUCCAACAACUUGCUCUACAUAAAUAAAGUGAUAAUAAAACAACCCCAUUCUUCUUCUUGGUCUAAAUAUUCUAUCUUUUUUUUAGUCUUUUUUUGUUUCUUUUUUCCCCAUUUAAUUGUGUUAAAACUAACUAACAUGUGCAUUCAAGACUCAGAACAAGUGAAUGAGGCUAUGGAGAAUUUGGACAUUUCAAAGACUGAUAACAAUUUCAAGAACCAAUCUUUGCUUUCUAAAGCUGAAUUACAACAUACCCAGAUUCAGAAUUAUGAAAAAAUUACAACUUCUAGCCAUUCUGUGAUGAGAAACUCAUUCCCACUGGAAAGUAUUUCGGAAGACGCAACUAUUGUGGAUCGGAAACAGAUACUCUUUAAUAACUUCCUCCCAACCCUUAGGUCUGGAGAUUGGUCCGAUAUUGGAGGUCGCAUUGACAUGGAAGACACUCACAUCUGUAUUGCGGACCUAGCUAAGAAUUUUGGCCAUAAUAUACUUGGUGAGGAAGCUAUUUCUUUUUAUGGAGUCUUUGAUGGACAUGGUGGGAAGGGAGCAUCACAAUUUGUUCGUGACUACUUGCCGAGGAUCAUUGUUGAAGAUGCUGAUUUUCCAUUGGAACUUGAGAAAGUGGUCACAAGAUCUUUCGUAGAGACAGAUGCUGCCUUUGCCAAGUCAUGCUCUCUUGAUUCAGCCUUGUCCUCAGGCACUACUGCACUCACCGCAAUGAUAUUUGGAAGAUCAUUGCUUGUCGCCAAUGCUGGUGAUUGUCGAGCAGUUGUAUCCCGACGUGGACUGGCUAUAGAAAUGUCAAAGGAUCACAGACCUUGUUGUAUUAGUGAAAGAACUCGUAUAGAGUCCGUGGGUGGAUUUGUUGAUGAUGGCUACUUGAAUGGACAGCUAGGCGUGAGCCGGGCAUUAGGUAACUGGCACAUUAAAGGACUGAAGGAGGUUGAAAAGGGUGGGCCAUUGAGCGCUGAGCCUGAACUGAAACUGCUGACAUUGACAAAGGAAGACGAGUUCCUGAUUAUUGGUAGUGAUGGAAUAUGGGAUGUUUUCAGAAGCCAAAAUGCAGUGGAUUUUGCUCGUAGGAGACUGCAAGAGCAUAACAAUGUGAAGUUUUGCUGCAAGGAAAUAGUAGACGAGGCCAAAAAGCGCGGUGCAAUAGACAACUUAACGGUAGUCAUUGUUUGUUUUCACUCUGAGCCUCCACCUCCAGUUGUUUUUCAAAGAUCAAGAAUAAGGAAAAGUAUUUCCGCGGAGGGGCUUGAGAAUCUAAGAUCUUUGCUUGAAGGCUAGAGCUGCAAUUUACUAUAUCAAUUUUGUGCAGCCUGCAUCAUAUCCACUUAAACAACAGCGAUAAUGACGAUUAAUUGGUUACUUCUGGACAACUUUGUAAAUACAUGAGAGGUAAGCUUAUUUUCUUCCUUGUAAUUCUCCCAUUUAGUCCAAGUGCAAGAUGAAAUAAAGCUUAAGGGAGACAAGCAAAUUAUGGAGCCAAAUUUUUGUACAUAAAUUAAUCUAUUCUUCAAUUGUAUGAUUCCCCGACUAAAGGAAACUCAACUGAAUCUCACCUUCUGGUUAGACAAAAUUGAUUGUUGGUUAUGUUCCAACC
This is a messenger RNA of Nicotiana tabacum (common tobacco), 1725 nucleotides long. Its product is annotated as putative protein phosphatase 2C 27. Gene Ontology annotation, biological process: protein dephosphorylation. The record is from RefSeq and is a predicted model, not a curated record. Gene Ontology annotation, molecular function: protein serine/threonine phosphatase activity; cation binding. Lineage: Eukaryota; Viridiplantae; Streptophyta; Magnoliopsida; Solanales; Solanaceae.